AUGGCGCGCUCUGAAAAGGGUCAUUUUCUGAUCAUAGGCGGCGGCUUUGCUGGGCUGGCUACCGCGAUUGAACUGAAACGGAAAGGUUUCAGUGCAGAAGUGUUUGAAACAGCUCCCGAGCUAAGUCUUAUCGGCGAUGUAAUCCAGAUAGGAUCAAGCGCAACUCGCAUCAUCUCGAAAUGGGGCGACACACUGAAAGGCGUCACAGAAUAUUCCAGCCGCCCGAAAACAAUGAGCAUUUACAAUUCGGCUGGCGAACUAGUUUUCGAUUCUCCAAUUUUGGCGGAUUAUGACGGCUUUCCCAUCCUGUUUUCGAACAGAUCAGGCGUCCAGAAAUGCUUUUACGAAUAUGCGCUAAGCAUUGGGGUCACAGUCCACUUGAAUACGCGCGUCACCGAAUACUUUGAAAACGAUGAGUGCGCGGGAAUUACCAUUGGCUCCAAGGAAUUCAAAGGAGAUGCCAUCAUUGCCUGCGAUGGCAUCCACAGCUAUGGUCGGCGCUAUGUCACGGGUAUCAAUCAGAUAGCACAGACCAGUGGCUUUUCUGUGUACAGGUCGUGGUUCCCGCUAGAGCGAUUGAGCCACGAUCCUCUGACCAAACAUUUUACAUCAUCCACCGAGGAAGAAUUGAUCAUGUGGGUAGGACGAGACACACACACCAAUCUUUUGGUUUUGCCUAAGCCUCAGGGCGCUGUCGUCUUCGUAACACACCCGGAUACAGACAAUGAGGCAUCAGAGUCUUGGAGUCGAAAGGGAAGUAUGGAAGAUAUGAUGAAGAAUGUGGAGGGCUGGGAUCCUAUCUGUCGUGCUGCUGUGGCGGCCGUACCACAAGAGGUGCUGAUUGAUUGGAAGUUGCUGUGGCGAGAUCCAACAAGGAAAUGGGUUUCUGACAAGGGUCGUGUGGUUCUUGUUGGAGACUCCGCUCACCCUCAUCUUCCAACAUCUGGCACCGGAGGCGUGCAGGCCAUCGAGGACGCCGCCACAUUGGUCGCAGUCCUGGAUAGCUUGGGAAAGGAGAAGAUCCCGCUGGCAUUUAGAGUCUUUCAGAAGUUAAGGUAUGAACGCACCAGUCUCACCCAGAGAAUGGGUUGGGAGACUCGACACCGAUGGCAUAAAACCGACUGGGAAGCUGUCGCUAAAGAUCCAGCCAUCAUGAAGAUGCCUCAGCCUACAUGGAUUUACGGCCAUGACGCUGAGAAGUACGCAUAUGAUCGAACCGCCGAAGCUGCUGAGAGUGUGGAGAAGGGCACCGCCUUCCAAUCUACCAACAUCCCAGAAGGACAUGUUCAUGAAGACUGGACGGUUGAAAUGAUGCUGGCCCUGGAGCAGGACGAAGUCCAGAAGAACUUUUACAAAGUUGCCAACGUUUAA
This is a messenger RNA of Cladophialophora psammophila CBS 110553, 1371 nucleotides long. RefSeq lists its product as uncharacterized. The record is from RefSeq and is a predicted model, not a curated record. The transcript has 4 exons. Gene Ontology annotation, molecular function: monooxygenase activity; FAD binding. Lineage: Eukaryota; Fungi; Ascomycota; Eurotiomycetes; Chaetothyriales; Herpotrichiellaceae. Bases 1 to 1371 code for a protein of 456 amino acids. Gene Ontology annotation, biological process: secondary metabolite biosynthetic process.